GUCCAGGAUGGGGGCCAUGUCUGUCUGGGUCUCAGGCCUCCUGAUUCUCCAGAUGCUGCUCUUUGUGGCUGGGGAACAGGGCACACAGGACGCCACUGCUGCUGCCACUGCCGAGAAGGGGCUCCACAUGCAGAAGGUGGGGUCUGGGUCGGUGCGGGCUGCGCUGGCAGAGCUGGUGGCCCUGCCCUGUCUCUUCACCCUGUGGCCACGGCCAGGUGCAGCCCGAGAAGCUCCUCGGAUCAAGUGGACCAAGGUGCGGACUGCCUCAGGCCAACGGCAGGACUUGCCCAUCCUAGUGGCCAAGGACAACGUGGUUCGAGUGGCCAAGGGCUGGCAGGGACGCGUGUCACUACCUGCCUACCCCCGGCACCGGGUCAACGCCACGUUGCUACUGGGGCCACUGAGGGCCAGCGACUCCGGGCUCUACCGCUGCCAGGUGGUGAGGGGCAUCGAGGAUGAGCAGGACCUGGUGCCCCUGGAAGUGACGGGUGUUGUGUUCCACUACCGAGCAGCCCAGGAUCGCUACUCGCUGACCUUCGCUGAGGCCCAGGACGCCUGCCGUCUCAACUCAGCCACCAUUGCAGCCCCGCGGCACCUGCAGGCUGCCUUCGAGGAUGGCUUUGACAACUGUGAUGCUGGGUGGCUCUCUGACCGCACUGUUCGGUAUCCUAUCACCCAGUCCCGUCCUGGUUGCUAUGGUGACCGUAGCAGCCUUCCAGGGGUGAGGAACUAUGGGAGGCGAGACCCACGGGAACUCUACGAUGUGUAUUGCUUUGCCCGUGAGCUGGGGGGCGAGGUCUUCUACGUAGGUCUGGCCCGCCGCCUGACACUGGCCGGCGCGCGUGCCCAGUGCCGCCGCCAGGGCGCUGUGCUGGCCUCGGUAGGACAGCUGCACCUGGCCUGGCAUGAGGGCCUGGACCAGUGCGACCCGGGCUGGCUGGCCGACGGCAGCGUGCGCUAUCCGAUCCAGACGCCGCGCCGGCGCUGCGGGGGCCCAGUCCCGGGCGUGCGCACCGUCUAUAGCUUCGCCAACCGCACCCGCUUCCCGGCGCCGAGAGAGCGCUACGACGCCUACUGCUUCCGAGCUCAUCACCCUUCAUCACAACAUGGAAACCCAGAGACCCCGUCGUCUGGGGAUGAGGGGGAGAUUCUGUCAGCAGAAGGGCCCCCCGCCCAAGAACUGGAGCCCAGCCUGGAGGAGGAGGAGGUAGUCACCCCAGACUUCCAGGAGCCUCUGGUGUCCAGUGGGGAAGAAGAGCCUCUGAUCUUGGCAGAGAAGCAGGAGUCUCGAGAGACCCCCAGUCCUGCCACUGGGGGCCUCACACUAGCCUCAAGGCCUGCUCUGGAGGCUGAGGAGGUGUGGCUGAGCACGGUGUCCCCCGCCCCCGGCAACGUGGAGGCAGGCACUGCGGUGGGCAGGCACGCAGAGGCAACCCCAGCCAGCCCCAUGCCCAGGAGGAGGGGGCGCUUUAAAGGGUUGAACGGGCGCCACUUCCAGCAACAGGAACCCCAGCGAGGGCUGAAGGGCGCGCUCCAGGCCAGCGUCCAGCCCCCCACCCCAGAGGUUGCUGGGAAUUACGUGGAGCCUCCCCUGGCCACAGGAGCCACUGACGCCUUGGGGAGUGGCCAGAGCCAAAGCCCCUGGGCUGUGCUGACCAAUGAGGUGGAUGUGCCUGGAGCUGGUUCCCCUGGUGGCAGGAGCCCCCCAGAGCCCUGGCUGUGGCCCCCAACCAUGGUCCCACCUAUCACCCUUGGCCUGGAACUAGAGGAAGCCAAGGGCCCCAGUGUGAGGCCUGCCACCCCCGACCUGCCCUGGUCCUCCUCGGAGGCCACUGCCUUGGCUCCCGACCCCUUGAAGGGCCCCAGCACUGCCCGCUGGGAGGCUUCUCCCACAGUCAUUUCUCCAGACCUCCCUGUCAUGGCCAUGCUUCGUGGCCACAAACUGUGGCUCCUGUCACACCCUACACCCCUCCUCACCGAUGCCAGUGAGGUAAAGGGGUAUAGUGAAGCCAUGGCCACUGCCCCACCCUCCCCUGCCUCAGAGAUCGAGGCCAGCCCCCAGGAUCCCAUCCAUCCAGAAGUGUAUUCCCUGCCCUCCUCCUCGGGCCUGAUGGGACAAGGUGGAGAGGCCACAUCCCUGACACUCAGCAGCCCUGGAGAAGGAAGUCCUACGGCUCCUUUGCGGGCAGCUACAGACACACAAGCUGGAGCGGGUCCUAACUAUUUCAGAGCAGACUUCGGAAAAACUGGGGGGACCAGCCCUACUGGGCUCAGCAAAGCUGAGCCCCCCAGAUCCAACCCACAGGCUUCUGUGGAUGGGAAUGUGGUGGCAGCCGUCACUCCCACUGAGACGGCCCCUGAGCCCAUGGGAGCCAGAGGCGUCUUGGGGUCUGAGUCUGCGGUCUUCAACACAGCAGAGACCCCCACUUCCAGCUUGCAGGCCAACAUGGAUGAGGCACAGGGCAUGUGGCUGUCACUGCACAGUGAAGGGCUAGACCCCCAUUCCCCAUCUGCACCCUUGGGGGUCCCUAGGGUCUCCUUGAUGCUCAAGGUCACCCCGCGUUCGGAGCCUUCGGCUGCUACAGAUGGAGGAGCCACAGUGGCUCCCAUGAAUUCCAUGGCCACACUAGACACCCGUGGUGCCGGUGGGAAUUGGGAACCUGGAUCCCACGUGGUUGAGGGAGCUGAAAGCCCCACCUUGAACCCUCAAAUGGCUGUGGAUACAAGUGUGGUGAUGUCCCUCAUGUCCCUGGACCUGGGGGACAAGGUUGGGGUCCUGGCCAUGUCCACAAUGGCCUCCUCAAACUCCCAACCCCAUCCAGAGCCGGAGGGCCAGAUGGUGACCCAGGGCACCCUGAGAGGCUUGGAGCCUCCACGUGAGGGCAGCCCCUCAGGGGAGCCCGCUCUUCCUCCUUGGACACCGACGGCAGCCAGCAAGGACAAGCCCAUUUCAGUUUCCUCGGGGGAGCCUAUAGUGCCGUGGGACUCCCCCAGCACCCUGCUGCCUGCCUCCCUGGGCCCAGAGGAGUUUGAGCUGGAGGUCCUGGCGGGGAGCCCGGGUGUGGAGAGCUUCUGGGCGGAGGCAGCAAGUGGAGAGGAGCCAGCCCUGCCAGGAACCCCUGCAAACGGGAGUGCAGAGGAGGUUCCCUCGGAUCCCUGUGAGAACAACCCUUGCCUGCAUGGGGGCACGUGUAAAGCCAAUGGCACCAUGUAUGGCUGUAGCUGUGACCAGGGCUUUGCUGGAGAGAACUGUGAGAUCGAUAUAGAUGACUGCCUCUCCAGCCCCUGUGAGAAUGGAGGCACCUGCAUCGACGAGGUCAACGCCUUCGUCUGCCUUUGCCUCCCCAGCUAUGGGGGCAGCCUCUGUGAGAAAGACACAGAGGGCUGUGACCAUGGCUGGCACAAGUUUCAGGGCCACUGCUACCGCUACUUCGCCCAUCGGCGGGCAUGGGAGGAUGCCGAGAGGGACUGCCGCCGUCGAGCCGGCCACCUGACCAGCAUCCACUCAUCCGAAGAACACGGCUUCAUUAACAGUUUUGGGCGUGAAAACACGUGGAUCGGCCUAAACGACAGGAUCGUGGAGAGGGAUUUCCAGUGGACGGACAACACGGGGCUGCAAUAUGAGAACUGGAGGGAGAACCAGCCCGACAAUUUCUUCGCGGGUGGGGAGGACUGUGUGGUGAUGGUGUCACAUGAGAGUGGGCACUGGAAUGAUGUCCCCUGCAACUACAACCUCCCCUAUGUCUGUAAGAAGGGCACAGUGCUGUGUGGUCCCCCUCCAGCAGUGGAGAACGCCUUGCCCAUCGGUGCCCGCAAGGCCAAGUAUAAUGUCCACGCCACUGUACGCUACCAGUGCGACGAAGGAUUUGCCCAGCACCAUGUGGCCAUCAUCCGAUGCCGGAGCAAUGGCAAAUGGGACCGGCCCCAAAUCGUCUGCACCAAACCCAGACGAUCCCAUCGGAUGCGGCGACACCAUCACCACCACCAACACCACCACCAGCAUCACCACCACAAAUCGCGCAAGGAGCGCAGAAAACACAAGAAACACCCAGCAGAGGACUGGGAGAAGGAAGAAGGGAACUUCUGCUGA
Messenger RNA from Lagenorhynchus albirostris (white-beaked dolphin), 4090 nucleotides. It is a transcript of the gene NCAN, whose product is annotated as neurocan. The record is from RefSeq and is a predicted model, not a curated record. Gene Ontology annotation, biological process: cell adhesion. Gene Ontology annotation, molecular function: hyaluronic acid binding; calcium ion binding. The transcript is spliced from 14 exons. NCBI's taxonomy places the organism in Eukaryota, Metazoa, Chordata, Mammalia, Artiodactyla, Delphinidae. Bases 8 to 4090 code for a protein of 1360 amino acids.